UUAGGCAUCGGAGCGGGACCCCCGGAAGGGUCCCUAGGUUUUGUUGUUUUGCAGAGUUAUUGAGAAGCGUGAAGAACAUCAAAGGAACGUGCAGAUUCACACCAUACCGGAAACUGUACCAACAGUUUGGCGCCGUCUGUGGGAAACGAUUAUUCGUUCCUCAUAAAAAAAAAGAAGAUCCAGCAUGGUGAUGAACACACGUUCCGGAAGCCAGACCAAUCGACAGCCCGUGGCCCCACAGGAACCGGCUAUUCAGAAUAAUUUGCAGCCUCCACCGAACCCUCCCCCGGGGGGUGGAGAUCAAGAUCGCAUAGCAGCGUUGGAAGCCCAGAUUGAAGACUUAAAUGCAGAAUUGUUACGCAUGAGGACGAGACAGCCCAAUCCCGAGAUGAACAGGGAUGAGCGUGAGGAAGAAGAUCACAAUAGCAACAUUAAUCCUCGGAGGGAGGAUGACCGUCAAGGAAAUCUGAGCAGAAUUAUUGCCGAGCUGGAGAGAAGGUGCACGGACAUGGAGAUGGAAAGAAAGGACAAAGGCAGAUCCGUAAUGGUGGACAAGCUCCUAAUGGGUACAGACUCACCCUUCACCAGACGGGUGGCAGACUAUCAGCUUCCCGAUAAGUUUAAGGUACCCCAAAUUCUAAGUUAUGCAGGAGACAGAGAUCCCUUGGAUCACCUAGAGAAUUUCAAAGCUCAUCUAGACCUUCACGGGACACCCGAUGAAGUAGCAUGUCGGGCCUUCCCUCUUACUCUUUCGGGGAAUGCCCGAGACUGGUUCAGGAAGCUGCCCCCGAAUUCCGUUGAUCAGUUCAAGGAAUUGUCCAAGAUAUUCCUAACGGAGUUCUUGGCUUUCCGGACAAGGAAGAAGCCUUCGGGAUAUUUGCUAUCAUUGCACCAGCAAGGCAAUGAGAGUCUUAAGGAGUUUAUGGCUCGGUUCAACCGAGAGAAGGCUACGGUCGAAGAUCCGACCGAGGAUAUGAUUUUUGCUGCCAUUUAUCAGGGAAUUUCACCCGAGGAGCCUUUGAUGAAGAAGUUGAUCCGGAAGCAACCGAGUACCUUGCAGGGCCUCAUGGAUAAGGUAGAAGAAUUCAUCAAUCAGGAAGAGACGCUGAAGUCUAUGGCCAGUUCUAGACUACCCCGAGAGACAGCCCCAGAAAAGAAAAGGAAAGAACUCAAGAAAGCUGAUUGGGAAGAGCAGAGGCAGGUAAAGAAGUUCAAAGAUUACAACUUUACACCUCUCAAUGCCGAGAUAUCAGAAGUCCUCAUGGAGAUCAAGAGAGAUCCGGCGUUUCGGGAACCACAAAAGAUACCAGAAGAAUUCAUAAAGAAUGGCAAGCUAGUUCGGUUCUUGGGAGAGCGACGGAACCAUCCAGGAAAUAACAGGCCUCGGAAUCAUCAGGACUAUCAGCCCCGAGAUCAACAGCCACGGGAUUAUUAUCCCCGAGACCGUCCUCAGCUAGACGAAAGGCCUCAAGAGAAUGCUCCCCGAGAUGACAUAGAAAGAAGAGAGGACCGAAGAAGCAGAAGCCCACAGCAUAGAGAGCCGAGGCAACAACAGUAUCUGCCCGUGAUCCCAUAAAAAGGACUCUCGGGAAUUUCAGGCUUGCUUUUAUUUUUUAGUAUUUAUAUUUGCAAAGAACUAGAAUUUUAUUUUUAAUUCAGACUAGACAGAAAAUUCCCCAGAUUUUGGGAAUAAGUAUUUUCAGAAUAAAUGAAUAAAGCUGACUUAAGCAUCGGAGUGUUCCCGGUCUAAGGACCAGGAACCCGUUGAUGUUGUUU
Alnus glutinosa is the source of this 1776-nucleotide messenger RNA. RefSeq lists its product as uncharacterized. Bases 185 to 1576 code for a protein of 463 amino acids. The transcript has 2 exons. Lineage: Eukaryota; Viridiplantae; Streptophyta; Magnoliopsida; Fagales; Betulaceae. The record is from RefSeq and is a predicted model, not a curated record.